AUGAGUCCCACCACAUACUUGACAAGGGACGGCACUGUUAGGAGCCUCAAGCGCCAGCUCCAGUGCGAUGCAAUCAACCCUAAACGACUCCGACUUGAACCACAUCCCGCUAUGAACGAGACUGUUGUGGAAUAUUGUACUCGGAACCCAGCCGCGUCGGUCGUUGCACCAUUUUCGCCUAUAAAGCGGAACUUUGAGGACAGAACUAAUGACUUACUAUCACGAAUUGACAAGCUUGAGGCGAGGGAGGAGAAGUACUUAAAAAUUAGGGCGAAUUUUCAUAUUGGAAACAUGCUUAUCACAGUUUGCAACAAAUACCUUACUAAGGAUACGAGUGAUUCGGCAACAAAUAAAGGUGCAAGUGACCAUUCAACAAACCGUGCUAUACAGCGUGGCCGUGACGCGAAGAAGAAGGACCUUGCCAAAGCAGGUAUUCCAUCCAAGUUUUGGCCUGCGAUCCAGGACAUGGGACCGUAUAUCAAAGCGCGAAAUGUGUCCGCGCAUGAAUCAUACGAGGAGUUUGCGGUUAUUUUGAAAGAGCCCUGUAUGCAACAGUAUUACGACGAAUGGAGUGGUUUAUUUCCGAUAGCUUAUGGGGCCACGGUCGAGGAGGUCGCAGAGAAGAGUGGGCAGUUUCUGUCAACGAAUAUGUCCGAAGGCCGUUAA
Molecule: messenger RNA, 666 nt
Organism: Nannizzia gypsea CBS 118893
Lineage: Eukaryota; Fungi; Ascomycota; Eurotiomycetes; Onygenales; Arthrodermataceae
Exons: 3
Coding region: 1-666 (221 amino acids)
Source: RefSeq, a predicted model, not a curated record